AUGCUUCGCCCAGCAACCCGUCCAGCCCUCGCGGCCACCAGACAAGUCCGGCAAUGCGCCGCGCGCUUCCUCUCCUCCCCGGCCUCACCUGACACCAGCUCCUCGAGCGUCAACAACGCUUCCACAACUCCCAGAACCAACUCAACAUCACCACCACCAAACUCCAAGUCGUCGUCGACAAAUUCCAAGGGUAAAAAACCCCUCACUGCCGAGCAGCGUGAGUUCCUCUCAUCCGCCCUGCGCGUCAACCAGGCCGGUGAGCUAGCCGCCACCCUCAUCUACACGGGACAGACCCCGCCGCUUGUCACCCGGGACCCCUCGCUGCGUCCGCUCAUGAAGCACAUGUACGACCAAGAGGCGGCGCACCUGCGCACCUUCAACGAUCUGAUCUACCGGCACCGCGUGCGGCCCACGGCGCUGUACCCGCUUUGGUCGGUCAUGGCCUCGGGAUUGGGCUGGGGAACUGCUAUGCUGGGCAAAGAGGCGGCCAUGGCGUGCACCGAGGCGGUUGAGACGGAGAUUGGCGGGCAUUAUAAUGCGCAGAUCCGCAGGCUGCUGGAGAUGGUUAGUGAGUGGGAGGCCGAGGGGUAUGAAGUUGGGGCCGAGUUUAGGGAUCUGAUCAACACGCUGAGGAGGAUACGGGAUGAGGAGCUGGAGCAUCUGGAUCACGCGGUUGAACAUGAUGCGCAGAAGGCGGAGCCGCAUUGGUUGUUGACGGGAGUGAUUAGGGCGGGGUGCAGAGGAGCUAUUUGGGUCAGUGAAAGGGUGUAG
Sordaria macrospora k-hell is the source of this 771-nucleotide messenger RNA. RefSeq lists its product as uncharacterized. Gene Ontology annotation, cellular component: mitochondrial inner membrane. The record is from RefSeq and is a predicted model, not a curated record. Gene Ontology annotation, molecular function: 3-demethoxyubiquinol 3-hydroxylase activity. Gene Ontology annotation, biological process: ubiquinone biosynthetic process. NCBI's taxonomy places the organism in Eukaryota, Fungi, Ascomycota, Sordariomycetes, Sordariales, Sordariaceae.